Molecule: messenger RNA, 2517 nt
Organism: Brugia malayi
Lineage: Eukaryota; Metazoa; Nematoda; Chromadorea; Rhabditida; Onchocercidae
Gene: Bma-kqt-1
Product: KCNQ voltage-gated potassium channel family protein
Exons: 17
Coding region: 1-2517 (838 amino acids)
Biological process (GO): potassium ion transport; transmembrane transport
Cellular component (GO): membrane
Molecular function (GO): voltage-gated potassium channel activity
Source: RefSeq, a predicted model, not a curated record
AUGUCACUGGUGGGUAAACCGUUGGUUUAUAAAAAUUAUAGCACUGAUCAGAGGUUUCGACGGGUUCAGUGCAAGGUGCAUAAUUUUCUGGAACGACCACGUGGUUGGAAAGCUGCUGGUUAUCACUUUGCUGUACUUAUAAUGGUAUUGAUGUGUCUCGCGCUAAGUGUCUUCUCAACGAUGCCCGAUUUUGAAGAACAAGCAACUCUAAUACUUUAUUAUAUUGAAAUAGUGUUUGUAUUUUGGUUAGCGAUGGAAUAUAUAUUUCGGGUUUGGUCAUCCGGUUGUCGCUCACGUUAUCGUGGUAUAUCAGGCCGUAUACGUUUCGCUACCUCUGCUUAUUGCAUUAUUGAUAUUAUCGUUAUUACAGCAUCGAUAAUAGUUCUAUGUAUUGGUGCAACUGGACAGGUAUUUGCAGCAUCAGCAAUACGUGGCUUAAGGUUUUUUCAAAUUCUGCGUAUGUUACGCAUAGAUCGACGAGCAGGUACAUGGAAAUUACUGGGCUCUGUCAUUUGGGCUCAUCGUCAGGAAUUGCUCACAACUUUGUAUAUUGGUUUUCUUGGACUUAUCUUUUCAUCAUUUCUUGUUUACCUUUGUGAAAAAAGCACCAAUGAGAAAUAUUCAACAUUUGCGGAUGCUCUUUGGUGGGGAGUGAUUACUUUAUCAACUGUUGGUUACGGUGAUAAAACACCCGAAACAUGGCCUGGUAAAAUGAUUGCAGCUUUUUGCGCCCUUCUUGGCAUUUCAUUCUUUGCUCUUCCUGCUGGUAUUUUGGGUAGUGGAUUUGCUUUAAAAGUGCAACAGCAUCAACGUCAAAAACACUUAAUUAGACGACGUGUACCAGCUGCGCGCUUAAUUCAGUGCAUGUGGAGGCAUUAUGCUGCAACACCGGAAAGUUGCUCAAUGGCUACGUGGCGUGUUUACUUGGCAACAAUUAAUUCACCAAAUCAUGCCGUAAUAGGUUAUGGAAACGACAGAAUUGAACGACGUCGCCAUACAACGAGUUAUAAUUGGCCAGAGAAGAAAUCUUUACUGUGCGUGAAAUGUAGUCGUGGUGGUGGUGGUGGUGGUAGUGGUGGCAAUGGUUGCCAGCCAAGUUUGAUCAGUCGGAUACGGCAGAGUACAAAACGGCGUACAGGAUCUAAUGUGAUGAGUCAUUCAGAGAGUACACUUGAUCGUAAUGCCGGUGAUACGGUAGAACUGGGAAAAGUGAACCCAUUUAGCCACCACGGCAGUUCAAUCGUUCGAACAUUAGCCGUACCACGACAAAAUGAUGAUAUUAGUUUCAUAUCGGCAUCAGAUUACAGCGAAGUAGAAAGUCUUGGCGCUUUGGGUUUCAGUUUAAGUGGUUGGAAAGCAAAAGGUCGAAGCAGUACAAGUGCUGCAUAUAAAAAAAGCCACGAUGAUUCAUCUGGCGCAAAUAGAACCUUUAACACUACGACAUUAGUUGGAACUACUGAUAUUGAACAUCUGCAACCAUCAGGAGAAACCGCUGAACCAAACCAAUCGUUAUCAUUAUGCAAAUAUUUGACAGAAGAGGAUGGUGAUUAUAUGGUGGGUGAUUAUAAUUUGGUAAUAGCACCGCUCUAUCACUGGUGGGAAAAGAUGCAACAGAAAUAUCGAGAAUCGGAUGAACGUGAAGGAACAGAACAUACAAUGUGGGAUCAUUUAGGCUCCUGUGCAUCACUCACAAAAUCUCGACGUUUGCGCCGAGAACCCCAUCUUGACAUCUACAAUAUUGAUGAUGAUUCACCAUCAUUGCAACCAAAAUCAAUGGAUGAAUUUACUCCAUCGCUAAAAAAUGUCAUACGAGCAAUUCGACGUAUACAACUUCUUGUUGCAAGGCGUAAAUUUAAAGAAGCUUUAAAGCCAUAUGAUGUCAAAGAUGUCAUCGAACAAUAUUCCGCUGGUCAUGUUGAUUUACAAGCACGUGUGAAACAUGUGCAACAAAGGCUGGAUCAAAUUGUUGGAAAACCGAAAGAGGAAGUAAAAGUGUCCUUAACGCAUCGAGUAAUUAUUAUGGAAAUGCAGAUGCAAAAAAUUGAUAAAAAAUUGGAUUUAUUGCUUGAAAUAUUUUUGGGAAAUAAAAAUCAAAAAAAACAAUUAGGUGAUUAUCCAUUUCCAUUUCGAAUUCCAAACUCAGCUCCACAGCGUAUUAUAGCCAAUUCUGAACCUGGAACAUCUUCCACAACAAAGCUUGACAGUUCAGCUCCACAAUGUACUACAACAUCUUCAAAUGAUACGGAAAUGCUUCCAGCAUCCGACAAAUCUGAUGAAGACGAUGGACAGUUUCAGUCAAAUUGUCCCAUCUUGGGAGCCAACCUUUCGAGAAACUCCGAAAACUCAUUGAAUACGGGAUCAGCUCGAACACAGUUUUGGACACCACUGGAAACGCCAAACAAUAUCAAUCAAACGGCAGCUGUAUUAUCACAUCAUAUUGAUAGUAAUGAAUUGGAACCAUUAUUGGAUAAUCAAAAGGAUGAGAAGUCGAGUAGUACACGUAUUGAUUUCUUUUAA